CUGAACAGGGACUUCCUCUCCUCACUGACAUGUGAAAAUCCCCUUUAUGUAAACAGUCAACUAAAACACUUUAAAAAUCAUUGUUUACAAAUAAACAAAAAAGAGUUUUUUUUUUUAGAUAGAAAAGAGGGAAAAACAAAGUUCCAAAAGAUAAAUACAGAAAUAAAUUAUCACAGAAGACAAAUUCAGACAAACUGUGCUGGACUGAUUUCAGCCAUUAAGCGUGAGGCUUAAAAAAAAAAAUAAAACAGUUAAAACAUUUUACGUUUCAGUCACACUAAACAAGUCGAUCCUGUUGACAUGAUGUGCGUUAUUAAACCAUCUAAACACUAUUUUGGCGCUCAUGAGAAAAUGCGGUUUUGUUGAAUCUGUUUAGUUGUGCCAAUAAUCAAAUAUUGUGCCCACGUUGUGUUAUGAAUACCCUAAAAUCAAUCAUUUUGUUUGCAAAGUUGCAUGCUAUUUAUUACGCUUACAAGUGGAAGAGUUUGCUUGUAUCCAGGUUAUAUGAUGUAACAUCUGCAUUCAUUUAUUAUGAUUCCAAAAGUGUUCUGUUUGUUAUGGGACUCCACGUGCAACAGGUAGUUAGACCCAGGAACACUAAUGGUUCUUCUAUGGAGUCCAUUGCCUCACUUUUGUUGCACACCCUCUGGGUCGAGGCCAGGGGGGGGACUGGGACUAAAAUUCAGCCCUGGCAUUUUCUGUCGAGAACAGCCCACUACAAUAUCAGCGAAAACUACGUUGAAGUUUACAAAUCUCGCAACAUCUCGUGAAUACGACAGAGUCAUGUUCCUUGAUAGCGGUUAACAAACAAAGCAUGUAACUGAACUCACGGACUAAAGCUGACGAGUGCAUCAAUCAAUCAGUCUUAAUUCAUUAGUGUCAAAUCGCAACAGAAGUCAUGUCAUGACUAGGAGUGGGACAAGACUGACAGGUAGAACCCUCCUCAUAACCUUUCAGUGUAUUCUAUGUCUGAGAAAAUCUUUUGGCGAAAUGAAUUCGAUUUCAUGAAACAUAGAAAAAUUAUAAACUCACCUUAUUAGAGGAGACUAAACAGCCAAACUUUAGUGCAGUGAAGGCAGAAAAUGGAGGCAGAGUGAGAGGAACCUCUCAAUCGUGGACAGAGGAGGAACAACUCCUCAAGCUCUUAAAUGUCAAGUGGUAAACUUGAGAGGGACAUGGAUGCAUUAAGUCUCAGAUCAUCACAAAUUAAGUAUGAGUUCAUAAACACGGGAAAAUUACAAACUCACCUUAUUAGAGGAGACUAAACAGCCAAACUUUUGAGCAGUGAAGGCAGAAAAUGGAGGCAGAUUUCUAGUCCAGCCACGAGAUGCAACCACGAUCUGCAGGUUAGAUGUUCCACGUCUGAGGUGUUGUAGUGUCUGAAAUCACUUGCAAGCCUUGCAGAGAGGCUUUGACCUUGAGGUCACGAUGCACACUCCACACGCAUCGGAACAGAGUUAAAGUCCAGCCCCCAAGUUUGAUUGCAAGUUUCUUGGCUGCAGCUUGUAGCACGGGAUGGCCAAUAUCAUCCGGCUAGCCGCUAAAAGGGGUGUUUUUGUUUAUAAAUGGGAACGCCCACUCCACAACGGGAACAUCGUAUUUGCUCCUGAAAUGUUCACUUCACCUCUGAUGUUUCAAAAUAAGACAUUUUCUCUGCUCAGCUAUCUGUUCUCCAUAAUUUUUUAUUCAGUUUUUGAUCGUCUGUGCUCACUCUGCCCUUUCGUUUUGUGUAGGGUGACCCUAAUUCAACACAAGGAUCAUAAACACUGAACAACAGAAAUACAAAAGAUGGAUAAAGGAAGCUAUAGAGAUAAGGAGACGUGGAUGCGGGACUAUGAACAGGGACAAUGGGGUUUACACAUUGGAUCGCGCAUGGGACUGCAUCAUCGGAGAGGGGAGAGCGGGCAGCAAAGGGCGACAACGUCCUCUGCUGCCCGCGGAUAAACGGAGUAGGAAGUGACGCCACCAUCAGCGUCAGCUUGUCAGGCUGAUCAGACUGGAUGAAGGAGACGAACAAGAUGUGGACAAUGCGGUACCUGAACCACCAUUGACUCCUGACAGUUACAUCUCACCACCUCAAUUCAGAGUCCAUCGUCCUCCUUUAGCGCAGAAGCCAGUAAAGCCCCAUCAUGCCUCUGUUUCGAGCUUUGGGUGAACAAGCUGGGGUCAAAGUUCAGCCCCGGCGGAGGAAGGGGUUUGGUAGGAGGGCACAGGAUGAUUCCUCUGUCUUUUCGCUGAAGUACUUGUGUCUGUCAAACGUGGCUGACAACAUGAAGGAUGUGUGGGUGAAAGACUACGCUGACAACUACCUCGACCAGUAUACAUUCAGAUACAUUAUGGGGCCUUUCAACAUACUGCCAGGCGAUCUCAUAGAGGAGCUGAUGUUGUUGCUGUGCAGCAGGAAGCAGCUGUCUCGAGCAGCUCUUCACCUCCUGCUGGUGCCCCAGCUCCGAGGCCUGACUCUGGAGAAGUGCUCAGCGCUGGUGACCCCGGGACUCUGUGCUCACAUUGCUGCACGUUGCCAGGGGUUGUUCAUUCUGGACCUUUCUGGAGCCAAGCAGAUCCCCUCAAAAGUUCUGUGUGAAACCAUCCACAGACUACCUGCUCUUCGCUCACUCUCCCUGGCUGGCGUGCCAUGUGACAGGAGCGUAAUCCAGACAAUUGCCUGCUGCUGUCGUUCGCUGAAACAUCUUGACGUAUCGCGGUGUCAUUUGCUUUUCCCAGCUGCACUGCUUCCUCUUGGAGGUGUCUAUCCAGCCUCUUCCUCGUCAUCUUCGUCAUUGUCUUCUGUGUCCUCCUCUGCCCUCCCCUCCAUUACUCCAGCCCCAUGUCCUCUCCCUCUCAGCAGCCUGUUGGCUCUGGAUAUAGGGUUUACAGAACAGGGGGAAGACUCUACAGUAGCAGCAGCCUAUCUGCUCCUGUCCUUGCCUUACCUGGAGAGAGCUGCCCUGGAGGGCCUCUCACAAGCCUGCUGUCUCCUUGAGCAAGAAGAGUUCAGCCGUGCAGACGGGUUCGCUGAGAGGGAGGGAGUUCCCAGGCUGGAAGAAGUGUGGAGAGAGAGGAUUCAGUGGCAAGGCAAGACAUCUGAAGAUGUAGCAUCGGGUGAAAGAGGAGAUGAAAGGGAAGAAGAAGAGGGGAUGUACUUGGAGGAAGAUGAGAAUGAUACUGCUAGAGAUGAAAAGUUUAGUUUUCAGAACCAAACCGAGGGAAAAAGUGCGUUUUUGUCUCAUUCAGGUCUGGUUUUUCAGCUGAAGGAUGUUAGAGGCGUCACUUCUGAUUCCCUUCAGAGUUUAGGCCGUUUAUGUCCAGGGAUUAGGUCCAUAACUAUGAACAUUGAUGGAAAUGAACAUAGCAGUGGGAGAGGACGGCGACAGUGUCUGCUGGACCUCCAGACGUGGUCAGGACAGCUGCAAACGCUUUCAUUUCACUGCAACGGCCCUCUAGCGGAUUUCCUCCUCCCUUUGCAAGUGGCAGGGUCCUGGCUGAUUUCUCUCAGUCUGGAUGGGGUGAAAACCAGUCCUCACUCUCCUCUACUGGAGGUCAUCAGGGCCUGCCCCAGACUCCGAGACCUGCUGAUCUCCGCUGAGCCUCCCAGUUUACCACAGGAGCAAGAUGAGAACGAUCAGCUGGAUAAUGUGGCACUCCCACAGCUUCCUCACCUUUGCUCUCUCAGCCUCAGCUUCUCCUAUGAGCACAGUCAAAUGAAGCCUGUCAUGUCCUGGAUGUCCCUGAAGAAGGUGCUCAGGUGUCUCCUGAUUGGUUCUCCUUUACUGGAGAAGCUCUCCCUGGUCUCGUUGCCAUGCCCGCUGGACUGUGUUUUACAGGACACGUUGCAAAGCGUGAACUUGAAUUCCCCAGAUGUACCCCUUGGACGGCUGGAGCGGGUUGAUCUGAAGCGAACAGAUGUGCAGAUGAUAACAGUGAAAAGCCUAAUUCAGCUGAACAAAAGGCUGAAGCAUGUGGAUGUAAGUUACUGCUGGCAGAUCAGUCAGCUCCAGUGGUCGCAGAUCAAGAGGGCCAGAAAAGUGGAAGUUGUCUGGGUGUGAAGAAGACGGGGCAAGUUUUUAAGUCAUUAAGCACUUGAAGGACGGCGAACAGUGGCUUGGAUUUUAUGAAAAAACACUUUAUGCACUGCCAGUUUUAUAACCAUAACAAUCCUUAUUUCUACAACUCUUUUGCUUAUGUUUAUGUCACACAUUGGUUUACAUUCACAGUGGUGUGUGUGUGUGUGUGUUUGUGUGUGUGCUUCAUCAGAUUUUUUGUCUUUUAAAAAGUUAAUCCAAAUAACAUCAAGACUUGUAUAUCUUUAGUGGUAUUUUAGUAAUUUGCAACAAAGUUUCUACAAAUAUUUCUUGCCUGUUUGUUUUUCUGCUUAAACAUUUUUGAAGACCUGUUUGUAUGCCUACAGCACACUGGGCUAAAAAAUAAAUAUCACUCAAGCUUAUGCCAUUAGCCUCAUUAGUGUUGGUGCUUUUUAGUCUUCAUCCAUAAUGUUACUAUCAGUUAGAAUUAGAAUGAGUAAUAUCAAGUAAUGGUGUUAAAUAGUUUGGUUUUAUUGUACAACUACACUUCGGUGUCAGACUAAAAAGCACCAAAAUAAUUCAAAUAGUUUUUAUUGCUUGUAGAAAAAGUUCUGAUAGUUGAACCGAAACACUAAAAAGAAACUGACAAAAUAAAUUCUGCAUCACUACGUAAAAAUUUCAUCAGAAGUUAUGAAAUUGGCAGCGCAAUCAAUUGGAUGCAUUUUCUUAGCAGUGCCUUCUAGAAAAGAGACACUAGGUGGCAGUAAUGAGUCUUAAUUCCUGUUACAACACAGCAUUAAGUGCAAAAGAAAGGAUCAGUUUUGGUGUUGGUUUGUGUUGCUAACUGGACUGCCCGGUUUUGUACGUCAACCAGGAACGAGACAGUAAACGCACAUUUUGAGAGUAACAUGGGUAAAAUAUUUUGGAAGUAAUAGAAUAUUCGGAGGAGUUUUAUACGAAUGGAACUUAAAAUAAUAAUUUACUGAGGUAGAACUUAAAAAGCUUAUGCCACCUUUUGUCUAACAACACAUACGUGUCUAAUAUAAAUAGUUGUGGCAUCGCUGAUAGGUAAACGUUAUGGUUUUAAUAGUGGUUAACAUUAUUUGUCAAAUAAAGAAAAUCUGUUAUUUCCGUUUCA
This is a messenger RNA of Nothobranchius furzeri (turquoise killifish), 5160 nucleotides long. RefSeq lists its product as uncharacterized. Gene Ontology annotation, cellular component: SCF ubiquitin ligase complex. Gene Ontology annotation, biological process: SCF-dependent proteasomal ubiquitin-dependent protein catabolic process. The record is from RefSeq and is a predicted model, not a curated record. Lineage: Eukaryota; Metazoa; Chordata; Actinopteri; Cyprinodontiformes; Nothobranchiidae.